Messenger RNA from Penicillium expansum, 705 nucleotides. Its product is annotated as methyltransferase family protein. The record is from RefSeq and is a predicted model, not a curated record. Gene Ontology annotation, molecular function: protein C-terminal S-isoprenylcysteine carboxyl O-methyltransferase activity. Gene Ontology annotation, cellular component: membrane; endoplasmic reticulum. Lineage: Eukaryota; Fungi; Ascomycota; Eurotiomycetes; Eurotiales; Aspergillaceae. Gene Ontology annotation, biological process: C-terminal protein methylation. Bases 1 to 705 code for a protein of 234 amino acids. The transcript has a single exon.
AUGCCUGAAUCAGCCUCAGCGUUGCUCGCCAUUGCUAUGAUGACCUCUGGGUAUUUUGCCAUACUUUGUGCCACGCCCCCAAAUCCGACCCCAGAGAAGAAAAAUCGACACAGUAUAGAUCGCAUCAGCUUCAUUUCAGGGACGUUCUCGACGGUUGCCCGCCGAAUUUGCGUAACUCCUGUCAUCUACCAUGGCUUCCUCGCAGGUGUUGCGCAUUACGCCCCUGCUCGCAUGUCGCAAAUGUGCCCGCUAGCCCGGAACACCAAUCCGGAGCUCUUCGCUUGGAAUCAACUAUCGUUCACCGCGCUCCUCUUGAUGUACGUUGGUACAUAUGUCCGCCUCUCUGCUUAUGGCGGUCUUGGCAAAUGCUUCACGUUCCAUCUUGCGCCGCCCCCUCAUUUGGUGACGACGGGGAUCUAUAGCUGGAUUCAGCACCCUAGCUAUACAGGACUAGCAAUGAUAUGCCUAGGAGGUGCGAUGUUGUUCCUUCGAUGGGAUGCAACUCCGGCCUGCUGGAUUCCAGGAUCGGUAUUAUCUCAAUUGGAAGGGUUGGGAGUUGGCAUCAGCGUGGCAGUUAUGGGAGGUGUCUUCUGGACUUUGGCAGUAAGAGUACGAGAUGAGGAGGAUAUGCUGAGACAAAGGUUUGGGGGGAAAUGGGAGGAAUGGCAUCGCUCCACCUGGAGAUUCAUUCCCGGUCUUAUUUGA